Hippoglossus stenolepis (Pacific halibut) is the source of this 3128-nucleotide messenger RNA. RefSeq lists its product as uncharacterized. The record is from RefSeq and is a predicted model, not a curated record. Gene Ontology annotation, molecular function: zinc ion binding; nucleic acid binding. Lineage: Eukaryota; Metazoa; Chordata; Actinopteri; Pleuronectiformes; Pleuronectidae.
AUGGAUUCAGCCGACUCCGAUUCCGUGCGCGCUGCACUGCAGGCACAAGGCAGACGACUUCAUCAGGCGGAGGAACAAUUUAACGCGGUUCGCCUCGAGAUGCAAGGGAUGUCGGAACGCCAGGAGAAUGUUCACAGUCAGGUUAGUUUUCUGACUGAUCGGUUCCAACAGCUCAUGGAUCGUCUUGACACCCUCACCGCUCCGAGUGCUGUUCUAGAGCCAGCUCCAGCUUCAGCCACAGCUCCCGCUCUAGUUUCACUUCCCACUAUUGCUCCGCCUGCUAUCCCACCACGUCUCUCCCGUCCCGAGAGAUUUUCUGGGGAUUCUGGAGACUGUCGGGCCUUUCUGGUCCAGUGUGGUCUUCACUUUGAAUUAAAUGCACCAUCUUUCCAGACAGAACGCUCCAACGUGGCUUACGUGAUAUCAUAUCUCUCUGGCAGGGCAGAGAAAUGGGCGACUGCCGAGUGGGCAAGAAACUCGCACGUCUGCUCCUCGGUUCAGCUGUUUACGAAUACACUGAGCAAGAUCUUCAACACCACUAACCCAGGUCGAGAGGCAGCACGAGCACUGAUGGGAUUUCGCCAGGGCAAUCGGCGUGUCUCUGAUUAUGCCAUUGAAUUUCGCACAUUGGCGACCGAUAGUGGCUGGAAUGAGGAAUCCUUGUUUGACGCGUUCCUGUAUGGGUUAGCGGAGCCCAUAAAGGAUCAGUUAAUCAAUCGCGAAUUGCCAGAAGAUGUGGACUCUCUCAUAGCACUGGUCGUCAAGAUUGAUAAACGUCUUCAGGAUCGUGAGAAAUCCAGGCCUGACUAUUCUGCACCUUUCCAGAGGGGACAGUCGACUACCACUCAACCGUCCUGGCGAGCUCCGGCUCGGUUCACACCCGGGUCCGUCGCACCAGCGCCCUCUGCGGGUACGGAGGAGCCAAUGCAGCUGGGUCGUACCAAGCUCAGUCCAGAGGAGCGUCAACGUCGAGUCCGUGAGGGAAGAUGCAUCUAUUGUGGGCAGAUGGGCCACUACCUCUCAGGUUGUCCAGCGAGGGACCAGGCCACUGCAAGAUAUACACUGGUGAGCCACACUACUGUUUCUUCUGUUCGACCUCUUAUGCAAGCAGUGCUUAUCACACCAUCUCAGACUGUCAUUUAUCCUUUCUUAGUUGACUCCGGGGCUGACGAGAGCUUUAUGGACUGGAGCUGUCUGGAACUUCCUGUUUCUCGUUCUGCUGUUCCCUCGCCUUGCUCAGCUUCUUUGGACUCCAAUUUCCCAGAUCUCUCCAGAGUGCCUUCAUGGUACCUAGACCUCAAGGAAGUCUUCAACAAGACUCGGGCUACCUCUCUACCGCCUCAUCGACCUUAUGACUGUGCCAUUGACCUGCUACCAGGUAGUUCACCCCCUAGGGGGCGCCUCUAUUCUUUGUCUUCCCCGGAGGUAAAGACUAUGACCGAGUAUAUUGACUCUUCCCUGGCGGCGGGACUUAUUCGGCCGUCCUCCUCUCCUGCCGGAGCUGGGUUCUUCUUUGUUGCCAAGAAAGAUAAGACACUCCGCCCCUGUAUUGAUUAUCGGGGAUUGAAUGAGAUAACCAUCAAGAAUCGGUAUCCUCUUCCCCUCAUCUCCUCUGCGUUUGAGCUACUAAAGAACGCUAAGGUCUUCACCAAGCUGGACCUGAGGAACGCCUAUCACUUGGUGAGGAUAAGAGAAGGGGAUGAAUGGAAGACGGCCUUUAAUACCCCCAGUGGGCACUAUGAGUACCUUGUGAUGCCAUUCGGUUUAUCUAAUGCGCCAGCGGUAUUUCAGGCGAUGGUUAACGACGUACUCCGCGACAUGUUGAAUAAAUAUGUCUUUGUUUAUUUGGAUGAUAUCCUCAUCUUCUCCCCAGAUGAGGACACUCAUGUCCAGCAUGUUCACCAGGUUCUCCAGUGUCUUCUCACCCACCAACUCUUUGUAAAGGCAGAGAAGUGUGAAUUUCAUGUGUCCUCCGUCGCUUUCCUAGGGUUCAUCGUCUCUCAAGACAACAUCCAGAUGGAUCCGGCAAAGGUUAGCGCUGAGAAGUGGUCUACUCCUACUUCUCGCAAACAUCUCCAACGCUUUCUGGGUUUUGCUAAUUUUUACAGACGUUUCAUUAGAAACUUCAGCACUAUUGCUUCCCCAUUGCAUAAACUGACCUCCUCCAACAUGAAGUUUCAGUGGUCACUACCGGCUGAGAGAGCUUUUCAAAGAUUGAAGGAGACAUUUACUACUGCCCCGGUCCUCACACUCCCGGACCCUAGUCUUCAGUUCAUGGUUGAGGUGGAUGCCUCUGACGUAGGAGUUGGGGCGAUCCUCUCUCAGAGAUCACAAGUGGACAAGAAACUCCAUCCCUGCGCCUUUCUCUCUCGGAAACUCUCUCCCGCUGAACGAAAUUAUGAUGUGGGGAAUAGGGAGUUGCUGGCUAUUAAAGUGGCUCUGGAGGAAUGGCGUCAUUGGUUGGAGGGAGCAGAGCAGCCGUUCUUGGUUUGGACUGAUCACAAGAACCUUGAGUACAUCUGGUCCGCCAAACGACUCAAUUCCAGACAGGCCAGGUGGGCUUUGUUUUUUAAUCGAUUUAAUUUCUCCUUGUCAUAUCGCCCUGGUUCCAAGAAUGCUAAGGCAGAUGCACUGUCUCGUUUGUUUGACCCUGGUUCUGCCCCGAGGUUCCCCUCUAAUAUCUUGCCUCCAUCCUGUGUGGUAGGGGCCGUUACCUGGGGAAUUGAACAAAAGGUCAGACAGGAAAAUAUUAAUAGUCAGGUGCCGGAGGGCUGUCCCCGAACCGGUUGUUUGUGUCUGUUCCACUUCGUUCCCAGGUCAUCCAUUGGGCUCAUACCUCCCGGGUUUCUUGUCACCCUGGGAUACGGCGGACUCUCUUUGUGGUCAGACAACGCUUCUGGUGGCCAUCCAUGGAGGGAGAGGUCAGGGAAUAUGUGACUGCCUGUGCCGUGUGUGCUCAGAACAAGAGCUCGCGACGUCCACCCUCUGGGCUUCUGCAGCCACUUCCUGUGCCCCAUCGCCCCUGGUCUGACAUCUCUCUGGACUUUGUUACCGGGUUGCCUCCCUCGAAAGGUAACACCACUAUCUUAACAGUUGUUGAUCGAUUCUCUAAGAUGGUUCAUUUCAUU